Anopheles stephensi (Asian malaria mosquito) is the source of this 5945-nucleotide messenger RNA. RefSeq names its product nuclear pore complex protein DDB_G0274915. The record is from RefSeq and is a predicted model, not a curated record. The coding region runs from base 580 to 5511 and encodes 1643 amino acids. NCBI's taxonomy places the organism in Eukaryota, Metazoa, Arthropoda, Insecta, Diptera, Culicidae. The transcript has 2 exons.
GUCAAUCACGAUUUAUAACUUUUCUAAUCUUCGACCAAAAUAGUUAGUGCAGCCACCACUUGCGAGCAUAAUUUCCAGUAGCAGAAGGAAAUUACGCCAAAGGACACAAGCGUUUACUCAGCAACGGACGCAGAACAGGUCACGGUCAAGUGGUGGCACGUUGUUGUUGGGCCUUUGUAUCUGGCCGCUCCUUAUUAGUGUAGAUUGGAGGGAAGAAGCAUCCAAGCUUGGACCUCCCGCCGUAAAACGUCAAGCAAGUUUGCGCAAAAGGUGCGUGCUGCUGCUGCUCCUCGGUGGUGUGUAUAUGUGUGUGUGUGUAUGUGUGUGCGUGCGUGUGAUCCGUUUUAGGGACGAGGAAGCAUGGUGAAUCGCGCGGUAGACUAGCAAAUAGUGCAUCAACAAAGUGCAUUUAGCUGCUGCAACAAGGCCUAGCGGAAACGAGCAUCGCCAAGAUAGGGGCUCCCGUUUGGGUCGUUUAGUUUUGAAGGUUAAGAAGACGAGAGAAAGAGAGAGAAGGAGAGUGAGCGUGUGUGUCGCGGUGCGGCGGGUAGCGUUGUACCCCAGUGUGUAAGCGCUACAAUGUUCGAUCGAUCGAUGGAGCAAGGAAGAUCGGGUGCGAAUCAGUCGGAAGGACGCAGCAGCAACGCGAUGAAAUUCUCCGGCUCGUCGUCAUCGCUGCCUGCGAAUCAAAGGAAUCAAAGUACGCCGUCAAGGUUGAUGGGCUCGUAUGCGGGCAGUACGAUGGGUCUGGACCGUACGCUCAGUACGCCACCGGUUGCUGAAUCGACGCACAUCGGCAGUACCAGCUUUAGUGCGGCCUGGAACGGUACCGGCUACGGUGGACAGUCCAAACGGAGGCCCACCUCACCGUUAAUGAACAACCGGACACUGUUCAAAAGCAGUGGCAAUUUGACCGGAAUUGGUCGUGUCAAUUCACGCGUGCUGACCGAUGCACAAAGUCCAGGUUUGGUAAAUCGAUUGGUGCGCUAUUACGAUCGAAGUCAGUCCCAGGCGAUGAACCGUUCCCAGUCUCUAUCGAGCGUGUACAACAAACCGGGCCAAUUUCCACUGGUCCAGCUGCGCAAGCACGAGCUGCGGUACGCGAAUAAAGACGCAAUCCGGCGGAAUGGGAACUUUGGUAUGGUUCGCAUAGCACCACCGGAACGAUCCCUCUUUCACACGAACAAGCGUAGCAGCAUUUUUCGCAGCGGUUCGAUGCUCCUACCGAGUACCAGCGAAUGCAGCUCGGCAAGCGAAUCGUCUUUGUUUGUGGCGGGCUUGGGCACGGCACGAAAUGGGCCGCCCACCGUUGGCAGCAGUAGCGUCGGGAGUGGUGGCGGUGGUGGAGGUGAUGAGGCCGAUGUGGAAAAUCGUGUUAUUACACCGUGUGCCGAACUGGAGGCGACACCCACCCGCAGUGUACUUGAUGCACUGAAGGAAAUAUCCCGGAAGCGUAUCAACAGUGAGGAGCUGGACGCGGAUCGUAUCAAGAAACAAUGUCAGGAGCUGUCCGAGCUUGAUGCGGCCGGCAGUGGGCCUCCAUCGGCGACCGCAGCCGUGGCCAUCGGUACGCAUGGGCUAGCUACAAAACGCAGCCGUGAACAGACGUCGGAAAGCAGCCCCGCUUCCCCCCCGGAACAAGGGCCAGGGCUGGGCGGUGUGGGCCGUGUGACGCAUUCUGGUGGUGAGCAGCAGUCGCAAAAGAAGCGGCUUUGCAUCAAAAACAAUGACAUCCUCAGUUCGCUCAGCUCCAGCCUGGUAGCGAUGAACACACCGAAGCGUACCCUUGCACAGCGCCCAGACCGACACCGGUUGAACGUGAAUCAGGCACCUUCGAUAAGCAUGUCGUCCCCGGCAAUCGGAACAGUGCCGAGCUCCUCUUCCACCCUGAUCGGACUUGCCACGCCGGAAAAGUUUUCCAAUAUGGCGCUCAACACACCGGGAUCGCUGGAGCGAAGCGAUAGUCCGCGAGCAUCGAAUGCUGGUCACCCGGCAGGCUCGAAGGCUAGCAGAGAACCGGUCGAGCAGCUGCCUGCGCAGCGUGUCCCACCAAAGAUAACACUCUUCAACCGGCCGUACGAAACGUCGCAAUCCUCGUCGUCGGAUAAAGCCAGCUCGCCGUCCACGAGGGGCAUCAGUCGAAUAAUAUCCAGCGAUGGCGAGGAAGACGAACAUGGCGAAGGCAGUGGCAAGGUUCAGUUUGUUAAACCGAAAGAAAAAUCACCCAACGAUGUGAGUUCGAGCGGAUUCGGUUCUUCGCGCGAUCCGCUCAAAAAACCGGCCCCAUCGAAGCUUACCGUGAUGCUGAAGUGCUUAAGCGGUGACCUGGACGACUACGAGGAGGCGGAGGAAGUGGAGGAAGUACGGCCGGCACCACGCUUACCGCAAGCUGCUGCCACCCCAGUCACACAGUCAGCGCGCACCGGGUUCAGUUUCGGUGCCACUUCCGCCAAGGAUAUGGUUGAUGCACCAAAGCAGCUUCCAACAAGUGUCGCCACGCAACCGGCCGCCAGUGCAACAGUGUCGGAUGCGGUGACGUCUUCCGCUAGUGCUUCUGCUCCUUCACCGACAGUCAGCAAUGGAUUAUCGGCGUUGAUAAACAAUCCCAUCAAAGAUACCGGGUUGGGUAAUAAAGCUUCACCAGCAGCAGCAACACCAUCCAAGGAGCCUAGCACGGACGCGAACUCUGCGAAACCGAACGACGAGAAGCAGGACGCCAAACAAGCGCAGGCCCCACCGGCGGACCCAGCCACAAAAUCAUUAACGUUUUCGUUCGGUACGGCCAAUGCGUCAUCCACCACUACGCCACCAGGUACCGGGUUUUCGCUGCCAUUGAAACCCUCGACCACCACCACCACCACCACAACUACAACGGUUGAGCAGAGCAGUGCGGCGGUUCCUACGGCAACGUUCUCGUUUGGCACACCGGUACAAAAGUCAACCGCUUCAGCAACCGCUUUGAGCAACUCGAAUUUAAUUUCUUUCUCACCGGCCGCGGCGAAGCUUCCAACGCCCGUGCUUCAGUUCGGUGGCAGUGCUGCGUCGACUGCAUCCACGACGGCCUCGACCGCGUCAGCUGCACCGCCUAUGUUCUCCUUCACCGGUGGAUCGCCUUCGCAAACGGCGGCAGCAUCAACAGCAACAUCAGCAACAGCAGCAACAGCAACAACAAUCGCAUCAACGAUGGCAGCACCAUCGAGCAUCAGUUCGCCCACCUUCGGAGCUGGCAGCACCUUUGGAGGCUUCAAACUGCCUGCAUCGGUAUCGUUAGCGACGACCUCAUCGUCAGCGCCAGCAACCACUACCACGGUACCAGCGAUGACGGCAGCGACAACGUCGGCCCCGGCCACCGUAACUCCCGGCUUUAGCUUCGGUUUCAGUGCGGCCAGCAAACCGGCCGCUACUACUUCCACGACAAUCCCAACGUUUGGUUCUGGUUCGCUGUUUACCACCAGCACGGCGGGUGCUUCUACGACCACCACAACCACGGCGGCCGGUAGUACGUUCACGUUUGGCAGCGUUACUACCACACCGAAAGCGACACCAUCCGCCGCCAGCAGUCCGUUCACGUUUGGAGCCAAAGCGGCUACUAGCCCUGCGGCGGUGGCUGGUGCAGCCAAUGCUGCGUCCUCCAUCGCGCCCACCACACCAUUCCCGACGUUCGGUGCAAUUGCUAGCAGUGCUGGCCCAACAGCAGCAGCAGCAGCAUCAUCAGCACCAUCCACGAAUGCCAGUGCUACCAACACAUCAACAACCGCUUCCCAACCGUUCGUGUUUGGAGGCGCAGCUAAACCCGCCGCCAGCACAAACAUAUUCGGAUCCGCUGCCACCAACACUACCGGAAGCAGUGUACCGGAUGCCGCAAAGACGAACCUUUUCGCUAGCGCAACGCAACAACCGAACGCCGGCAACAUCUUUGGAUCGGUGGUUGCCGGUGGACAGCCGUCAGCGAACGCCCCGAACGCUCCGACCGGAGGACCGACCUCCCUCUUUGGUGCCGCUACCGCUACACCAACCGCCGGAACAGGAUCCGGUUCAUCGCCGUUCACCUUCGGUGCCGCCAAAGCAACGGCGUCGCCCAUCACACCGGCGAAUGGUGCAAUGUUUGGAAAUGCGGCACCGCAAACGAAUGCUGCAGCUCCUACGGCUGGCAUUUUCACGUUCGGAUCUACCAAACCAGCGGCACCGGCAGUCGGCUCGUCUGGCGCACCAAACACGGCUGCCCCUGCCCAACAACAGCAGCAGCCGGGUGCCGCAACAAACCCGCUGGUACCGACGUUUGGUGGAAGCUCCUCCAACGCGUCGCCGUUUACAUUCGGUGCCGUUGCGAACAAGACGACGCCCGCCGGUACGGGGACGGGAAUGUUCGGUUCGAUGGCACCCACCCCAACCAACAACAACAACAACACAUCCGGACCGGUCAACAACAAUUCAACUCCGGCCACGUUUGGUGCAACCGCUAUGAACGGCGGUACAAACGCAUUACCGGCGUUCGGUGGCAGAUCUUCCAUCUUUGGUAGCACGACCCCAGCCGGAUCUUCCACCGGAACCAUACCGAAUCCGUCGCCGUCAGCCGGUUCCAUCUUCGGAACGCAAACCAACGGACCUCAGCAUGCUGCCAACAGCAACAGCGCACCGUCGGCGACCCCGUCCGGUGGACUGUUUACGUUCGGAGCGAACAGCAAUGCGUCGAACAGCACGCCCGGCAGUACGUUCGGUGCGAACGCCAGCAGUGGCACCACCUUCGGGGGCUUUAACGCACCUUCGGGCGGACUUUCGAAUGGUAUUGGCGCGAGCGCACCGGCACCGAACAAACCGUUCACGUUCGGUGCGUCCAAUCCCGGAACGCAAAACAGUGUCGCAAACGCGCAGCAAGGAGCAGCGGCGGCACCCGGUGCGCCGACGGGCUUUAACUUCAACCUCGGCUCGAAUGCGGCCAAACCGUUCAACUUCACCGGCGGGAUGGGUAACGUUAACGCGAACGGAAGUGUGGCCUCACCGCCGAUGUUUGGUUCACCGGCAGCUACGGCCAAUACGAAUCCGGCUGCCGGCAAUCCGGCACCCUUCACAUUCGGCGCGAUGGUUAAUGGUGGUGGGGGUGGUGGUGGCGUUGUCGGUAACAACAACAGCAACACAGCACCCGGCCCAUUCACGUUCGGUGCGUCCGCGGCACCGGGCGCUGGUGCGCCAGGUGGAGGUGGCGUAACGUCGCCGUUCAACUUCUCCGCCGGUAAUGUAGCGGCCGUUGCGCCACAGCCCCAGCAACAGCAACCCGGAGCAGCGUUCAACUUUGGUGGACAACAGCAGCAGCAGCAGCAGCAGCAGAUGCAGCAACCGUUCGGGAUGGGUGGCGUCGCGCCGGCAUUCGGUGCACCGCCGGCCUUCGGUGCACCGGGUGGCGUUGUGCCCGGUGGUGUGAUGCCGACGUUCAGCAUCGGUACGAACUCAACACCGAACGGACCGCUCCCUGGCCAGCGGCGUAUCAAGGUUGCGACGAGGCGUGUCAAGUGACCGUAAAAGCGAACUUGGUAGCGAGUACCGCCAUGCCACCAGCUGCAGCCUUAAUCCCGAGCCACCCACUGUUACAUUCUCAACUCCCCUUCCCAGCAUCCGGCACGCAUUCUUCUCGUCCCUUUUUGCAACAACAACAAAAAACAGUCUUUAUUAUUUUAAUUACCCUUCUCUUGUUAAGCUGCUGUUGCUCUUCCGUGGUUAUAGUUUUCCGGGAUGCCGUUUUUUCGAUAGGUUUUUGCAUUGCAUGGAAGGAAAUUCACAGAGCGGUUGGGAAUUGUGCGUGCGUGCGUGCGUGUAUAGCAAACAAUGUGGAUGAAUUUGUAAAAAAAACACACACACACAGUCACAGAAAACAGACAAACAAAAGAGAAACAAACAGAUUAAUAAAAUUACAACACAACCUCCAGUUACGAAAGGAAUUAACAAACAUA